UUUUUUGAAUAUCUUAAAAAAGUUAUGAAUGGCCGAAUAAAUCAGGUAGAAAAAUGCCUUUUACUAGUGAAUCACGGAAAAAAAUUGAUGAGAAAAGAGGAAAAAAGUUGGAGAGGAAAAAAAGUUCUGAAUGGUAAAGAAAUGACAUCGGAAAUUCAAUGGUUUAGCAUUUAUAUUUUUUGGCUUAUUUUUAAUUAAGGAUGUUAACUGGUGACGUCAAGUUUAUUGGGUCUUUCAUGGGGCAUCAGGGAUCUGCUUCCAGAUAUCCAUGCCCAAUCUGUGAAUCAACGAAAACUGAAUUAUGCGAAGAGAUGGGGCCGAAAAGAACUUUGGAUGGAAUCAUUCCAAAUGAGAAAUCAUUCACACGUAAACCCCUGUUGCCUAUUGAACCAUCAGAAAUUAUUCCUCCCGCUUUUCAUCUUUUACAUGGGAUCACCUCCAGAGCUGUUGAACUCCUUGUACACUUUGCAGAUCAAUCUGGAAACAGAGCACAACUUGAAGAAAAAUUGCGUUUUUUACAUUGUAAGCGAGACAAACACACUAAACAAUUUAGAGGUGGUGAUAUACAUAAACUUGUGCAAGAUGCAAAUAUUGAUGAAUUGUGCAGCUUUAUCUCAGAAAUGGAAACAAGGACGAGAAUGAAUGAAUUUUUUUCAGCUCUUCAACUAAUGCACAAACAAAGCAGAAUUGGAUUUGUGAAUGAUAUCAAUAUUUUCAAGGAACGUGUUACUCAGGUUGUCAUUUGUUGGAGAAAUCUCAAAAAAUAUGCAAAAGCAGGACAGAUGUUUCCGAAACUUCACUUGCUGGCUGCUCAUACAGUGGACUUUGCUAGAAGAAAUGGAUGGUGGUCUCUGGUAAAUGAACAAGGUUUAGAGAGUCUUCACGGCGUUUUCAAUAGAUUAGCACCACGUUAUGAAAAUGUUGGGGAUGAUGUUUUGUCAGCGGAGAAAUUGUUUAGGCAUCAAUGGAUGUCAAAUUGUUUGCACGAUAAAGGCAGAACAGAAAAUACGCAAGAAAACAUUCAAAUUAGGCAGAGGCGUUUAAGUUUUUAA
This is a messenger RNA of Meloidogyne enterolobii, 1052 nucleotides long. Lineage: Eukaryota; Metazoa; Nematoda; Chromadorea; Rhabditida; Meloidogynidae. The record is from the annotation of a GenBank genome assembly.